UUUCUUAUUACUUCCAUCGAUCUUUGUACUAACCGUCAAUGGCGAUGGGCUGUUGAAUCUGACCGCUUUCCCGUCCAAAUUAGCAGAGAACCUCGCAGCAUAUACCAGAAGCAAAUAUGCAAGACAAGGUGUUAAACUCGCGGGAUGAACACCUUCGCAUGGUCGCAUCUGUGGAAUCGAUCGCCGCCGCCAUCACGCCGAAUUCGCUGUGAAGUUAUGGACAGAGAGAGUCCUUUUUCUUCGAGCACAGAGAAGAAGAUGCCUUCGAAUCUUAGCAUAUUCGCUGAAUCGAAGAUUCCGCAACAGAAAAUCUGUGGGGGAGUUGUCUUCCCCUCCGUGCUAUCUCCGGCAUCGGUGCAGGACUACGAACCGUCGGUUUUACUGGCGGCCGUGAGAGAUGGGAAGCCUCGGCUGGACACUCUGCUUCACACUCACGGCGCAAUUCUGUUCCGUGGGUACAAUUCGUCUCCCACUGCUUCGUACUUCAACGACGUCGUCGAAGCGUUUGGGUACGAGGAGCUUCCGUACGUCGGCGGCGCUGCUCCGAGGACCAACGUUGUCGGUCGUGUUUUUACUGCGAACGAAUCGCCGCCGGAUCAGAAAAUACCUUUUCAUCAUGAAAUGGCUCAGGUUCCCGAGUACCCUUUGAAGUUGUUCUUCUUUUGUGAAGUUGAACCCGUAGAAGGAGGAGAAACCCCUAUUGUUCUCAGUCAUGUUGUGUAUGAGAGAAUGAAAGUGAAACACCCCGAGUUUGUUGAAAAACUAGAGAAGCAUGGAGUUAUAUAUGUACGAGUCUUGGGAGAAGACGACGAUCCCUCUUCCCCAAUUGGUCGAGGCUGGAAAUCAACAUUCUUGACAAAUGACAAGAGCGUGGCUGAAGAAAGAGCUGCUAAGCUAAACAUGAAGCUGGAGUGGACGGAAGACGGCGUGAAGACGAUUAUGGGGCCGAUCCCGGCCAUAAAAUACGACGAGACAAGGCAGCGCAAGAUCUGGUUCAACAGCAUGGUGGCUGCCUACACCGGGUGGGAAGACAAACGCAACGACCCCAAAAAGGCAGUCAUGUUCGGGGACGGGACUCCAUUGCCGGAGCAGCUCGUGCUAGAUUGCCUGAAAAUCCUGGAAGAGGAAAGUGUUGCCAUCCCAUGGGAGAAGGGCGAUGUGAUACUGAUCGACAACUUAGCGGUUCUCCAUGCCCGGAGACCAUUCACCCCGCCACGCCGGAUUUUAGCUUCACUCUGUAAGUAAAAGUCUUGCCUUUUCUACAGUUGUAUUUGUAUGUAUGUACGAUCCUUUGUUAGGAACACUUUUUGAAGGGGGCAAGGGCAAAUCUUUUGUAGUAUUUGAUAUUUGACAUGCAAUAAAACACGGGCUCGGGCUGGUGUGUUACUAUUUUUUAAUCUUAAUUUAUAAUUAUUUUUAUUAUA
Molecule: messenger RNA, 1424 nt
Organism: Andrographis paniculata
Lineage: Eukaryota; Viridiplantae; Streptophyta; Magnoliopsida; Lamiales; Acanthaceae
Product: clavaminate synthase-like protein At3g21360
Exons: 3
Coding region: 145-1245 (366 amino acids)
Molecular function (GO): oxidoreductase activity
Source: RefSeq, a predicted model, not a curated record